Molecule: messenger RNA, 4280 nt
Organism: Sphaeroforma arctica JP610
Lineage: Eukaryota; Ichthyosporea; Ichthyophonida
Product: serine/threonine protein kinase
Exons: 10
Coding region: 1-3930 (1309 amino acids)
Biological process (GO): mitotic DNA damage checkpoint signaling; protein phosphorylation
Cellular component (GO): nucleus; cytoplasm
Molecular function (GO): protein serine/threonine kinase activity; ATP binding
Source: RefSeq, a predicted model, not a curated record
AUGCGUAUCCAUGAUCGUUCCGAUCCAAAUGACAGUUUAUAUGUGAGUGAUAGUGAUUACUGUGAGUCUUGUGAUUCACCCAUCCCGGACCCCCUGGCACACGCUCUACGUAUUGCGAAAGCCGAAAACGCGAUUUCAUUAGACACGCCAAGUAACAAAUCACCUGACAAUUAUGAUAACGGUGCAAAGAGUUUAGAAACCAUGUCGAAUGAUCAUGCCCUACGCCCACGCAGUCGUGCGCGUUCGAUUGCACACCAACCACACACCGACUCAGCUAACCGUGACAUAUCUAAAAUUUCGCGAGAGGGAAAUAUCACAGUAGGCACAGACACAAAGAUAGCGGCACACGAAAGUGUGGAUGACACUGAUGAUAAUGCGACGGACUGGUCUGUGUUCUGGGUGCCCACAACUAAGGAUAUACUUGCAAUUAGAGACCAUGCUGGGGCGGGCAUGGUGUCAGAACCAUACUUGCGCACACUGCGUCAAGUGGCGAAGAGCAGUAGAAAAUUCGCCGAACAGUUCAGGCCGUAUAUCGGUUGUGUCUUUGACGAGACUACGGGCAUGCCUAUAAGCGGGAAACACACUCUGGAUACGGGGGAGUUGGACGGAAGGGGUUGCGAUGGCUACGUGUACUUCACCACAGAUUCCAAACCAGUAAAGAAGGUGAAGGAAAAUGGCAACGUCCUGGUGGUCGUGCGCGGACUCCUUGGCGAUGAGAAAGUCACACUGACGGUAUGUCGGCUUACGGGCAACCGCAUGUAUCCGGACAUCAUGGAGAUGGAUGGUGUGAGAGGCUCAUGGGGUGUCAAUGUUCUCGCCAGUACGUAUGCAUGCCCCGAGGAUAUCGAAGUGCUGCAGGCGCUUUUGGUGGAGGACAAUAAAUGUUUUCCCUUAAAGCCAGUGCUGUAUCCUGCGGAAUGCCGUGCGCGGCUCAUCGAAUCAAUGGCGACAGCGACUGAGGGCCUUUCCCCUGUUAGGGCUUUCUUGAAGAUCCAUGGUCUUGCAAGUCAUGUGAAUGUGCUCGGCCAAGACGAGAUGGAGCGAACACAAGGCGAUAUGGUUGGCGACGGAACGUUUGGAGCCGUAUACAGGCUAAACGAUAGCCCCAAUCAUGUGCUGAAAAUGUUCAAGACAGAGUGUAAUGCCGAGGACCGUUUGAAUGAGAUCAUGUGUCUGGGAGCUCUGCAAGGGGUUGAGAGCGUUCCGAAAUUGUUCGCUGUAGUUGAAGCGCAGUUCGACGGUGAUAAAGAUACAGAUAUAGAGGAAGGUCUGCACUUCAUAGGCUACGUUUGCACCAGAUAUGAUUAUACACUAUUAGACUAUCACAAAGAGAAUCCAAAUGCGGCCGAUGUAUAUAGCUUGAUAACCGGACUGGUAAUCUCUCUGCGAGACAUUCACAGGCAAAGGAUCUGCCAUCUGGACCUGUGCGACCGAAACGUCAUGGUAACCCGGCCUCCAGCACACAAGCCUGGUACUACGUCUAAGCUUGAGGUGUCUAUCAUUGACUUCGCGGGAGCCUGUUUACUGCCGGAAUCGAUGCUCUUCUUGCCGAACCCGCUUAUCGCCAAAUGCACCUACCGCCCGCCAGAGAUCUUUAAGGCGCGCAAUAUCAAGGCCGGCGAAAAGACUGGUAUCUUGCCAUUCACCCAAGCACACCCUGUGAGUGCACCUCGUAAUCGUAGUAUGCAGGCAAAUGGAAGCUCGCCAGCGAAUGAUAGUUCAAAGAAAAAUCUCUCUGCACCACAAACACGCAGACAAUCACAAUCGCCGACCAGAUCACGUUCACAGUCGCAGAAUAAGGAGCCUGUCGCAGCUGUCGAUAACGUUGCCGAGAGUAAAAAGUGCGGAGUAAGCGGGUCCUCUAAAACUUGGGUGGGCUAUGUUGAAAUCACCGACGAAUCCUCAUCAGAGUCGGAAGAGUCGACCGACGAGAAGAAGAGCAACAAACAACGAUUAGUCGACGGACGUAAACUGGAUGUGUGGGGGUUGGGGGUGAUCUUUACCGAAAUUUUGACACGUGGAAUUAAGGCCUGGGGAGGUACCUUCGAUGCCACGAGACUCAACCAGAUUGUUAGCAGUGAGAAAGCCAUCAAGCGUUAUAUCGAGGAAAGUGUGGAGGGGUCAACUUGGCGCGAAUUGUUGGGUAGUUGUUUGGCUGUGAAACCGUCGAGGCGGUGGCUAUGUGAUGAAAUACUCGACUACAUGAAAGAGAAUAGAGAUAACCUGAUGGAGGAGUUGAAAGGAUUACCCGUCAAAAGUGGAGCGAGAACGAAGAAGAGUCGACAGCUUGACAAAUACCAAGACACGAGCAUGUUGAAUCCGAAACCGCGCAAGCUCGCCAAACAAGAACCAGUUGGUAGAAGUACUAGGAGGAGAGGCAACGACCCAAAUAAUCAUCCCGAGAAGUCGUCCAAACCAACUAUGCGCACUAUAAAGUCUCCCGGCUCGGCAACGGGAGGAAGAAUUUAUCCCCUACCUGUUCCCCUCACGUGUCUGGAACCUGAGCACUAUAUGAUUAUCCGCAAGUUAAGUAAACCGCGGUAUACAGAUAAUCGCAUUCAGAUCUCCGAGGAACACAUAAUUGGUUCAAAUGGGCCGGUGGGAGUAGAUAGAAAUCUCAAUGGUGGAGACGGUGGGCCAUGGAAACCCGCAAGAGGAAGAGCCCGUGAGCACAAACAAACCGUAAACUACGAACGGCUGCAUGAUCCUGUACCGCGAGCCGGGCGAUUAGAACAACCCGCUCAAUCCGAAGCCUACAAUGAUAUGACUAGCGAAGAGGAUGAGGAAAUGGUUGACGCUGGAGGGGAUGAAGACGAAAGGAGGAGGAGUUUUCAAUUGCUCAAGCAUAUUGCGCAAUGGAAGGCGGCAAAGGCAGAAAAGAGAGCGAGAAGUACUCAAUUGGGGUCCGAUGCAGAAGGUGGUGGCAGCGCGACUCUUCAAGAAAACAAAGCAUCACACAAUACGUAUAAAAUUACGUCGACAAUUGGUACGCGAGCAAACGAAAAGCCCGCGCCUUUAGCUGAUAACGGUGUUCCAGUGUCGCUGCCGCCGCCAGCUGCACCUUUAGUUUUGCCAAGUAACUGGCAAUGCGCCCGAUCUAGUAAGAAUCCACAUACAAAUACAAAUCAACUAUUAGAAAACACGAAUUUUCCAGUACGAGAUGUGCUGGGGCAAAAUCGCUUGGAUAUGCAUAACCAUGCUCCUAUGAACGAUCACUACUCGCAGGCACGAAAACAGCCUGUUGUGGAUCCGGACAUGCCGCCAAUGCGCCAAGUAAAAGGAAGAACGAUCGGCCAGAACCAUUCCGAUUCCGAUUCCCAAAAUAUCAAUCAAAAUCGACGUGAUGCCGCAAUUCAUUCCACCCCGUUGCUAGGGCAGCAGGCCUAUCUCAACCCCACGAGGCAGACUGUUGUGGUGGAUUAUAAAAGUACAAAGACAGAACCCACGAAGAAGAUUAUGCACGGUUAUAGUAGCACACAGACAGAACCAACGGAGACAGUUCUGGGCGUGUAUAAAAGCGUAAAUGGGUAUCGAAAAUCACCUGCACAGCCAGUCACACAAACCAGCUCAAGUGUCGCUGCGUUGACACAGAACUCUCAAGCAUGUGUAUAUUCCGGGACAAUCGUAAGGCCGCCCGCCCAUAAGCCUACUUCAGUACCUCAACAGCCCUAUAGCCAUGUCUCGAAGGUGACGCACAAGGGAGAACUCAUGCAGCGUCCACCGACGAGUCAGCCGUCAACAGGUCAUCCGCCGCCACAGCCGCACGUUAUGUCUGCGCCAUCGAUCCACACGUAUGGGAUUAUACCAACUCAGUUCAAUAGAUCUGCCACCCAAAUUAGAAACUCUGUUAAUACCCACAUACAGCGGUAUCAGCAGCAAGGCCUGCCACGCACGGGCCACCCUCAUGGCCCAGCUGAAGGAACUGGAUAACAGUCAUGAAAUCAUUAGAAAACUAAAGUCCACCAUAUCACUUAAUUUUGGAGUCAUUGGUGGCCUAUCGACCUGGCUCUCAUGUUUACCAACUUACAAUAGUUUCGGUACAAGUUGAAAAUAUACGAGGUUUCGUUACAAGUUGAAAACAUAUGAGGUAUUGAUCCAGCUGCAAACGACCUCCUCGUGGGUAUUGGUUUCGAUCUGAUGAGAUACCCAAAAUGCGACAAUGUCCCAUAGUCCAGACAAUAUAUGGAAAUGCAGAUCUAUACGAAUGUGGCGGUAUUAAUGCCUUGUGGGGCUGAUCUGCUCGUGGAGCCACUUCACGAGUUGAGAAAAUAAAAUUGCAG